Molecule: messenger RNA, 3829 nt
Organism: Amphiprion ocellaris (clown anemonefish)
Lineage: Eukaryota; Metazoa; Chordata; Actinopteri; Pomacentridae
Gene: spsb3a
Product: splA/ryanodine receptor domain and SOCS box containing 3a
Exons: 7
Coding region: 245-1366 (373 amino acids)
Biological process (GO): proteasome-mediated ubiquitin-dependent protein catabolic process
Cellular component (GO): SCF ubiquitin ligase complex
Molecular function (GO): protein binding
Source: RefSeq, a predicted model, not a curated record
UUGUUUACUGUCACACUCAUGUAAAGUAGGUCAUGGAAAAAGGAAGUCCAGCCAUCCACCUACUCUGCUGUCGUUUAUUUGCCAUCUAACAACACUGUGACUCAGUGAACAGCAUCUCCGUGGUGCUGUCAGUUUGUGUGAACGCUGAUAGACAACAACAAACAGCAGCUGGACUGAUGCUGUUCUUCCAAAAUCUGGACUAAACCUGAUCCGACUCUUACACUGGUCAGACUGUGGUGUUGCCAUGUCCAGGCGAAGCAGGAACAGUCGUGCCUGGCGAUACGGAUACGUGUGGGGGGGCAUACGGAGGGAUACUGAUGCCCGGGCCCUUGUGUUGGCCUCUGAAAGUGAAGAAUGGGGCUAUGACCACCUAGAGUACAGUGAUUCAGACUCUGAGGCAGACUUCUCAGCUGUGAUGGUCCCUCCAGUCCCCAGCGCAGUGCCUGUCACUGGAGAGUCCUACUGUGGCUGUGAUUCCCAGGCAGAGACCAGCUACAACCCUCGCCUGCGAGGUUUUCACCAAGUUAAAGACUGCCACUGUGGAGAGGAUGACCAAGAGUUUGACUGGGUUUGGGAUACUAACAGCCGAUCAACCGCAACAUUACUGAGCUGUGACAAUCGCAAAGUAAACUUCCACUCUGAGUACAGCUGUGGCACAGCAGCAAUCCGUGGCUCCAAGGAGCUGGCUGAAGGUCAGCACUUCUGGGAAAUCAAGAUGACGUCCCCAGUGUAUGGAACAGACAUGAUGGUUGGUAUUGGUACGUCUGAUGUCAAUCUAGACAAAUACAGGCAUACGUUCUGCAGCCUGUUGGGAAAAGAUGCAGACAGCUGGGGUCUUUCUUACACUGGAUUGUUGCAUCAUAAAGGCGACAAAAUGAAUUUCUCCUCUCGUUUUGGACAAGGAUCCAUCAUCGGAGUUCACCUGGACACGUGGCACGGCACACUUACAUUCUUCAAGAAUCGAAAGUGUAUAGGCGUUGCGGCCACAGAGCUACAAAACAAGAGAUUUUAUCCGAUGGCGUGCUCCACUGCAGCGAAGAGCAGCAUGAAGGUGAUCAGAUCCUGCUCUGCACCCACCUCCCUGCUAUACCUUUGCUGUGCUCGUCUUCGCCAGCUGCUGCCAGACUGUAUGGACACCCUGGAUGUGCUGCCACUUCCGCCAGGCCUUCGUCAGUUGCUCCACAACAAACUGGGCUGGGUGCUCAGGCUUAACAGUGGCACCACAGAAGACACCCCAGACGGGUCGGAAGGGUCCUCACAUUUGCCCGUCCCUCCUUUGGCUGGACCUUCCUCCUCUGAGAGUGACUCGGAGGGUUGUACGUCAGACCCCGAAGCCUGUCAGCGGAAGAGAUGCCGCUGGACUUGACUGGACAGCUGAAAUCGAAUCUCCUGGUAAACACUGGCAGACAUUACUGUCUGAUGGCAUCUGAUCUAGUGUUACCUAUCUGCCUCAAGCUUUCUUUAUCAUCAGUGUUAUCCAGAAGUGAAGAAAAGAACCAGGACCGGUUGAGCAGAGGGAGCGGUGCUUCGGAGGAAAACUGUGACGGCGGUAAUUCUUCCUGCCUGCACAUUUUUACUGUGAUUUUCUCUCAUGCCAUUCUAACGUCUUCAUGUUUAGCACAUAUUCAGUAUCCAAAUCUAGCUUCAGUAAUAAGUGAGAAUAUAUGAUGUUAUUUUGUUAGCUUGGAUUACUUGUUACCAUUCAUGUAUGGAGAGCGGUGAUGUCCAGGAAUGGUCUGUACAGUGCAACACUGAAGACAAAUAUGGCCAGAUUUUAGUGGUCAUUGUGGUAUAUUUGCAAAUUUGGGGGUUUAAAAACAAAAACAGACUGUAUAAAUAUUUUCAGUGUUUUCAUCCUGUAUGCAAAUAUUGUAUGUUGUACUGAACCUAAAGCAUUAUCAAAGUACUUCAUUAUAUGUUUCAAUGGCAUCAGCAAGUUUCUGUUUGGUGCCAAAGAGAGAAUCGGUUGAUUCUCUGUUUCAUAACUACCGAUUACUGCUGAAAAUUGAACUGUUAAAAUCUUAAAUGUUACAAGGACAUCCUAAGAACUGGAAUGCACUCAGCAGUUUUAAGUCCUACAAAAGAAAAAAAUGUGUCUUUUUGUUUUUCACAAAACAGCCCCAAUUAAGAAACUGAUACUCUAAUCUGACUGCACAUCAGAAAAUUAUUUCUUGACAAAUGUAUUUGUUACUUUCAUGGCAGCAUCCAUCUGUCACAAGUUUUCUAAAAACUGAAACCUUAUGCUAAAUAUGUAAGCAGUAUGCAUUGUUACGUAGAGUAACUCUUUUAACUGUGAUCAUGAGAUGUCACUCAUAAGAGACUGCCACACAUUUUAAGUCACUUUUCAUCGCUGUUACACCUUAUUGUUUUCUUUUUUUAAAGCUUUUAAAAAUGAUUUUAUUUGACAAUAGUUUUAACUUUUUUGUACUAAUCUGUUUAUGCAACUAUGUUUUUUUUUCGUUUGUUCCCACAAAGCCUUGUUCCAUCAUUUCUUUUACAGAUUAUUCUCAAAUCUGAUUCAAUGAGCUGAAUCCUUUACAGUGCAAAUGUCUAUAGAAACUUCCCAAACCUCCUGCAGUCUAUUCCACUCUUCUGCUCAAAUUGGUUGUUCUUUAUAUGUUUCUUAUGAUUAUCAUUGUGUCAAAAUAUGACUUUAUAUGGCCAAAGAUUUCUGCAGUUGAGAUUAAAGCUAUGUAUUUAGCCAUAUUUUGACAUAACUGAUAUCUGUAUUGAAUAUUUGAAAGAAUAAUAGUAAUAAUAAUGGAUUAGAUUUAUAUAGCGCUUUUCUAUUAAGGCAUACUCAAACGCGUACAGUGGAUCCAUUAUUCAUUCACUCACACAUUCUCACUCUGGUGGUGGUAAACUACAUUUGUAGCCACAGCUGCCCUGGGGCAGGCUGACGGAAGCGUGGCUGCCAAUCUGCACCUACGGCUUCUCCGACCACCACCAACAUUCAUACACCAGUGUGAGUAGCAGCAUUGGAGGCAAGGUGGGUGAAGUGUCUUGCCCAAGGACACAACAGCACAUGACUAGGACAGAGCGGGAACCGAACCGCCGAUCCGCCGAAAGAUGGAUUGCAAGAGUAGUUCAAUAGUAAUUUUCCUUGUCCCAGAAUAUAAACUUUUUAAAUCAUCUUUCCAGCCGAGCCUACAGAGGCUGAGCGAAAUUAAAAGAUGGAUUUAAGUAUUAAUUGAUUAUUAGUGGGAAGAGGAACACAACACCUGGGUCAGAUAUGUAAAUAAGUGUUAUUUAUUUGGUUCUUUGUAGUACCAAAACUUAAUAAUGUAACGUUAGUGUUUUACCCGGGUGUUGAAGCUUCGCCACCUGCUUACAUUGACCUCUGAUCAUGUUCACUCCUCCAGGUUUUGGUAUUAGUACAUGUAGGUUAUACUAAGAUUUAAGGUACUGUACAAUACAAGCAUUUUCUAUGAUGGUGAGUGUUUAAGGAUGUCAUUAUGGAGGCACAACAACAGCAGUGAUAGUACCAGAGGACCAUCAGUCAUGAGUAGUGACAUGACUCACUUUAUGUCCAGUCGAGUGAUGAUUUAUCCCCGCUAUACAUGGAGCAAUGUAACCACCAUGAGGUUAAUUGUGGUCCAGCAGAUGAAAAUUCUGUCUUCUUUCACAGUGUUUUGUCUUCGCAUCGAUGCAUUGAAGCACUUUUUCUUGCUGUUCUCCUGUAAAUAGAAAGAAAUCUAAGUGUUUCUUCUGUACCAUGUCAUACUAAUAAUACUGUAUGUGAAGGCCUUUACUUGCCUUUUUCUGUGUAACUUAUCAGCAUGAUUUUCAGCUGAAAAUAAAUUGAAUGCUAAAUAUGCACAAAGUAAAA